AUGUCCGAUGCCGAUGCCAACGAGGCUCCGAGGCAUGCAGGCAUCGUCGUCGAUGUCGGUGGCGUUCUCACAGACAACAGAGGGUAUAAUGGGACUAAAUACUGGCAUGAUCCUGGUGCCUUUCGCAACGGCUUCAAAGGCUUCUGUUCCGUCUUCGUCACCGCCGCUUUUGCCUUUGGCGGCACAGAACUGGUCGGCCUGGCCGCGGCUGAGGCUGCCAAUCCCGAAAAGUCGCUGGUCAAGGCAACCAAGCAGGUUUUCUGGCAGAUCGCCUUCUAUUACAUCGGUACCCUCUUUAUCCUCGGCUCGAUUCUCCCUUCGAACGAUGAGCAUCUCCUCGGAGCCAGCGGAGCCAACACUAAAGCGUCGCCAAUUGUCCUUGCCAUCCAGAUGGCUGGAGUGAAAGCCCUCCCCUCGGUGUUCAACGCCGUCAUCACCAUAUCUGUCAUCAGUGUGUCCAACUCGUGCAUCUACGCCAGCUCGCGCACCAUACAGGCCCUCGCUGCCAACGGUAUGGCUCCACGGUUUUUGCGAUAUAUUGACCAGGCUGGCCGGCCCCUCUGGUGCAUUGUCUUGCAGCUCUUGUUUGGUUGCAUUGCCUUCAUUGGAGAGGCCAGCGCCUCUAUUAAUCUCUCUCAUAUUCGCUUCCGGGCUGGGUGGAAAUAUCACGGGUACUCGACCUCACAACUCCCCUACCGGGCCGUGUUUGGCGUCUAUGGUUCCUACCUGGGCCUCUUCCUUAACUGUAUCGCUCUGAUUGCCACCUUCUAUGUCAGCUUGUUCCCGCUGAGGGAGAAACCUGAUGCCAAGGCAUUCUUCAGGAGCUAUCUCGCGGCCCCUUUCAUCCUUGGUUUCUAUGUUUUCUGGAAGCUCUACAGCAGAGACUGGAGUCUCUUCGUCAGAGCCAGGGAUAUGGAGGUCACCACCGGUUUGAGACCGGGCUGGAAUCAAAUAGUGAGUGGCGAGGAGAUUAAACAGCCGAAGUGGAGGAAGGUGAUUUCUGCUUUCAUCUAG
Capronia epimyces CBS 606.96 is the source of this 1014-nucleotide messenger RNA. RefSeq lists its product as uncharacterized. Lineage: Eukaryota; Fungi; Ascomycota; Eurotiomycetes; Chaetothyriales; Herpotrichiellaceae. Gene Ontology annotation, cellular component: membrane. Gene Ontology annotation, biological process: amino acid transmembrane transport. The transcript has 3 exons. Gene Ontology annotation, molecular function: amino acid transmembrane transporter activity. The record is from RefSeq and is a predicted model, not a curated record. The coding region runs from base 1 to 1014 and encodes 337 amino acids.